Molecule: messenger RNA, 133 nt
Organism: Nannochloropsis gaditana CCMP526
Exons: 1
Source: RefSeq, a predicted model, not a curated record
GGGGGAAGGAGGGCGGGAGGGGCGUGGACGUGUUGGUGGCUACCCCGGGGAGGUUGAUCGAUCAUUUGGAGAGGACCCCAGGCUUCACGCUCACGCACUUGCGGUGCCUGGUGCUGGACGAGGCGGACCGCCU